Messenger RNA from Funneliformis geosporum, 273 nucleotides. The record is from the annotation of a GenBank genome assembly. Lineage: Eukaryota; Fungi; Glomeromycota; Glomeromycetes; Glomerales; Glomeraceae.
AUGAUUUUAUCUCAAGAGGAACGAAAGGAUGAUGUUUUAGAGGAACCCUCUAAAAAGAAAUCUCCUGCAAAAGAAAAAUCAACUCGUCGUGAAGUUUGGACCACGGAGGAAUUGAAAAAGCUUUUGACAAAGUUCAAAGUAACGAUUGAAAAACCAUCGCCUGGAGAUUUUGAAAAGGAGCUUCCUAGUCGUUCAAAGAAAGCUAUUGCACAUAAAUUAGAUUAUAUUGAUAAAAGGAUUAAAGAAUUUGUGGAAAAUGGUGAUAUUUUCUAA